GCAAAAUGAAUAACCAAAAUCAACCUCUUUAUUUGGUUGAUGAAUUAUCCUUUUCUCCAAAUAAUAGACUUUCAGUACCUCAUAUUGACAGAAGAAUUAAUUACAAAGAAAAGGAAGAGCUUCAUAAUAGAGAUUAUCGAUUGCCUAUGAGAAAUAUUUCUUCCACCAUAGCUAAUUCAUGGAAGAACGAGUCUGAGCUUGUUAUUGAGCAUUACGAAUAUAUCGCAAAAGAAGCAAAUAAGAUUUUUAAAAAAA
Messenger RNA from Racocetra persica, 255 nucleotides. Lineage: Eukaryota; Fungi; Glomeromycota; Glomeromycetes; Diversisporales; Gigasporaceae. The record is from the annotation of a GenBank genome assembly.